This is a messenger RNA of Argiope bruennichi, 1486 nucleotides long. Its product is annotated as coiled-coil domain-containing protein 43-like. Lineage: Eukaryota; Metazoa; Arthropoda; Arachnida; Araneae; Araneidae. The record is from RefSeq and is a predicted model, not a curated record. The transcript is spliced from 5 exons. Bases 43 to 687 code for a protein of 214 amino acids.
UUGUGCAAACAAACAAAAACACAGUUCAAAAAGAAAAGCAUCAUGGCUGUGGAGAGUAGUGAAGAUAUUUUUAAUAAAUGGUUAACCAAAAAGCUUGAAACUUUUGAAAUUGAAGAUGAAGUAAUGUCUUCCUACAUCAGCAGCAUUAUUACAACUGACGAUGUCGAUACUGACAAAACAGAUAAUCUGAAAGAUAUAUUGCAGGGCUUGGUGCAAGGUAUAGAUAUUGAUGCCCUGUGCAAAGAAAUUUUGGAUGAAUGGUCUGCAUGCAAUGGACAAAAAUCAAAUGCACCAGAAAAUGAACAGAAGUUUGAUCUCAGUCACAAAGUAUCCUUGAUUAUGGAAAAAAGUGUGCAGCCUGUUUUAAAGCCAGCUAACCGCUCUGUGGAGGAAGAAAAAUUAAGAGAAGCUAUCUUGUCUCGAUGCACAUAUGUCUCUUCUGAAGACGAAGAUUAUGAUUCUGAUGAGGGAGGAGCAGCAGCAUCUGGAACUUCUGCCCCUCCUUCUCAGAACCAAAAUGUUGAGGCUGUUGCUCAAGCUGAGCGUGAAAGACGAAUGAAAAUGAAAUCAGAAGCAGAGCAAAAGAAGGUGCAGGACAAAGUCAAUCGGGAGAAGCAGAAACAGAAGCAGGAUGAACGCAGGGAGAAGGAACGUAAACGAACUCAGAAGCAGGAACGUAGGCGGUGACUGACCACUGGCUACAGAAUAUUGAUCUUGUUAUAUUCAGCUGCAUUUAUGUUGAACAUUCUGAGUGAAAAAUUAUUCAAAAUUAAUUUCAAAUUAAUAUUUAUUGGAAACAGCUGAAAUUUGAUUUUUCUGUCAUAGUUAUUAAUUUAUUAUACUGUUUAAAUCAGUCAUUUAAGGGUUGUCAUAAAUUUUGGCCAAAUGUAGAUAUUGUAUAAAAGUUGUAUUUUAACUAGAUAAAAUAACCUCGGAGUAAACAGAAAUUGACAGAUUUUAUCAGAGAUUUCAAUUUCUGACUGUUUUGGUUAUCUGACUGUGAAAAGGAACAAAAUCUUUUAAAACUUAUAUUGUUAAUAAAUAUAAUAAUAUGUUACAUUGUAAAAUGGCAUUGGAUAUUUAUUUUAAAAAAUUUUUUAGUUAAAAGUAUAAUUUAAGAACAUUUUAGCUGAUAGAGUUUCCAUUCUUCAUAUUGUAUUUUAGAAUUCAAUAAAAUAUUUAUUUCAAAAGGUUAUAAUUUUCCUUAAUAAUACAUAUUUUUUUUAAAGAAAAUCUUCUUUGUAGCAGAAUUGGAACAUUGUAAAGUUCUUUUUCUGCUGCUUAAAAUGCUUACAGUGCAUUGUGCUUGGAUAUUGUGGACAAUUUAUUCAAAUGUUAUGUUUGAUAUUCGAUCUAGUUUUAUUUUCUAAUUAUUAUUCUUGUCAUUUUUACUGUGGCAUGCCAGUGAUUUCAAAACUAUGAGCUGAUUUGUUUUGCUUGCCUUAAAGCUUUAUAUUUUUUGGUUAUCUGAAAUUUGAAAUGAGUA